This is a messenger RNA of Dracunculus medinensis (Guinea worm), 2733 nucleotides long. The record is from the annotation of a GenBank genome assembly. Lineage: Eukaryota; Metazoa; Nematoda; Chromadorea; Rhabditida; Dracunculidae.
AUGAGGGGGAAUCUCUUAGGGGAAAUUUUAUUAGUACGACAGACACUUCAGCAUGGAUUUCCGCAGAAUGUAACUGCAUUAGCUCACGAUUAUACUUUAGGAUUGAUGGCAGUUGCAACUCGUGAUGGCCAAAUUCGAAUAUUCGGUGCUAAAAAUGUGGAAUGGAGUACGAACACUGCUCAGAAUUUAUGUACUUUGUAUCUUUAUUUUGCAGUGGGCACAGGUGUUUUAAUUGCUUUAUGCUCCGACCAAACGUUCAACAAAUUUCAAAUUAAUGGUGAUCGAAUUCAACAAACUACCGUCAAUCCUGGAAAGAGAUUGAAACGAAUCACUAGUUGUGGAAUGCAGAAUUUCGUCGAUCAGGAUGAUGCGCGUGCACUAAUUGGAACUGUUACUGGAAAUAUUUUUUCGAUUUCGGUUUCAACACUCGAACUUUCCGAAUUAGUUUUGUUCGACGAAAAUAUUUCUGUAAGUGUACCAUCAAUUAAAAAUGAUGCACGAUCCGUGGAACAGAUCGCUGUUAAUCCUAGCGAUGCAUCUAAACUAUUGAUUUUAUUCGGUUCGCAUAUAUUUGUUUAUUUCGAUCUUUCGACAAAGAACGCCAUUCGUCACUGGUCGUCUCAACAAUCUGUUACAUAUGUUGAUUGGCAUUUUGAUGGCAUUCAUUUUAUAGUUUCGCACACAGAUGGCUCAUUAGACACUUGGUCGGCAGAAACGGCAGCAAAUGUUGAAUCUUCGGCCAUACCUUUUGGGCCAUUUCCUUGUACAUCAAUAAAGAAAAUUAAAUGGGCAAAACCUUUGAACGAAUUAUCAAUGGUCAAGUUUUUUACCGGUGGUAUGCCUCGUGCUUCCUAUGGUGAUCGCUAUACGAUUACAGCCCUUCGAGAAGGAAGAAUAGUGGUUUUUGAUUUUAGUAGCCCAGUGAUCGAUUUUUUUAUUGUUCCAGCUUUGUGUGAUAAUUCGGUAGCCGAUUUUUCGAGAGCCUUAGCUUUGAUGGUGUUGUGUGAGCAAGAAUUAGUUUGUAUCGAUCUCACCGAAAAGCAGUGGCCAGUAUUAGAAUUGCCAUAUCUUCAUUCACUGCAUUCCUCUCCAAUUACUUGUAACAUGCUUUAUACUAAUAUCGAGGAGCAUGUGUGGAAGGAUAUAACGAAAGCGAGUGAAUUGAUUCGGAAAGAGAAGUCAGGUUCCAAAAAAUGGCCUAUUUUCGCUGGGUCUGAUAUUGAACCACCUAUACUUUGUGCAGCUACAAAUGUUGAAAAACGUCAAUUGCUUAUAACUGGACAUGAAAAUGGCUUUGUAAAUUUCUGGUCAACUGGUUCGAUAAACAUGUCUCAUUUAUUUUCAGUGAAUACAACUAAGGAAUUUGCUGGAUGUUUCCUCGGUGAUGAAUUGAAGGAAACGCAAAGAAAUUCGAGACUAUCACCAGAUGACUUGGAUGAAGAUGACGAUUCUUUUGAGGAAGUCUCUGAAUGGCCACCUUUUCGAAAAGUAGGCGUAUAUGACCCAUUUUGCGAUGAUCCUCGAUUUGCUAUAUCCAAAAUAUUUUUUGACUCAAGCACCGGUCAGUUGGCAAUUGGUGGAAAUGCUGGUCAUGCAAUUGUUUAUGAUCUUGAAAGCGAACCUUUGAAAACAGAUUCAGUUCUCUGUGCUGUUUUCGAUAUUGUUGAUAUAACUAUCUCGAACCGAGCUGCUCAAAAACCUAUUCCUGCUAGAAAAUCAAAACAGACGUAUUCUGUUGGUUUCCAGCCUUUCAAAGCCAAUGAUAAUAUGAGUCUGUUCGCGCAACUUCGUCCUGCUGUUUCAAUUACAGCUAUUGCUUCCUUGCAUUCUCGUAAUUUACUAGCACUUGGCUGUGAAUAUGGUUUUGUUCUCUGUGAUUUGAAGAGUCAAACUUUAUUGAUUAAGAAUUGCCUUCUUUCUGUCGAAGAAAUUUCUGAAGUAUCUGCUUUAUCAGGGGCUCUAACCAGAUUUAAAAGCAUGAAAAAAUCAAUACGACAAUCAUUCAGAAGGAAGAAAAGACGACAAACUGAUGAUUUGAUUCAAAGUGAAGCUUCUUGUUCAAACACAGAAAUCAGACCUAUGGAACGGCAAGUUCAAGCACGCUCAGAAGCCCCGUUGAAUGCUGGUGAUCCUCCUCAUUCGGCCAUUCGAAUUUUGAAAUUUUAUAGUACAAACGUCCUAGCUGCAUCAGUCACUUCUGAUAGUUUUUGGGUCGGAACAAAUGCAGAAGUUCGUUUGCAUCAUCGUGCGCCAGUGAUUGAUAUUGCAUGUAUUGCGAUGGGUGGAUCACCAUCUGUUAAAAAUAUGUCCAGCAUUCAUAAAAUAAUUGUUUUUACCGAAGAGCAAAUUAAAACCUUUUCAUUACCAUCAAUGAAACCAGCACGACCAAAGUGUAGACUAACAGGUGUGGAAGGUUCUCGAUUACGAAAAGCACAAUUAUUGUCGCUGUGGAACUUAAGCAGAAAAAUUUGUGAAAAAUUUCUUUUGAUUGUUACAAAUCAAGGAGAAUUAAUCCUUUUUUCGGCUGUAAAUUUGCGAUUGUGUACUAAAGUUCAAUUUGUUCGGGCAACUGAUAUUAUGGGAAUAGGUUCUGCUGUUAUUUCACCUCAUGGUGAAAUAUUUUUUUUGAAACCAGGUGGUAGUGAAUUUCAGCGAGCAACGAUUACUACGGUUCAGCAUACCAAUUUAUUAUCACCACUAAGGAAUCAUGAUUUUCCUCAUAAUCGUUGUUGA